Xiphophorus couchianus (Monterrey platyfish) is the source of this 8744-nucleotide messenger RNA. RefSeq names its product insulin receptor substrate 4b (gene irs4b). NCBI's taxonomy places the organism in Eukaryota, Metazoa, Chordata, Actinopteri, Cyprinodontiformes, Poeciliidae. Bases 544 to 4632 code for a protein of 1362 amino acids. Gene Ontology annotation, biological process: insulin receptor signaling pathway. The record is from RefSeq and is a predicted model, not a curated record. Gene Ontology annotation, molecular function: phosphatidylinositol 3-kinase binding; insulin receptor binding. The transcript has 2 exons. Gene Ontology annotation, cellular component: plasma membrane; cytosol.
AUAAACGUUUGUUGUAUCUUUGGAACACGAUUGGUUCAACGCAUUGACGCAAAGUGCUAAUAUCUUGCAGCGAUUGGUCCAGGCGUCUGUCAUGACGUGUCAGUCAAAGUGAUGGGCCAAUCACAGCCGGUAUUUGAGUCUUUCUUCCUCCCGCUUGCUGGCUGACGCAGAGGGUCAUGUGUUGUUUGUGCUGUGGCCCGUAGAGAUGUGUACAGGAGUAGAAGGGAACGGAUUGCUAAAGGAGCUAGCUGGAUCCUCCCGGUUACAGAGGCAAGGCUGAGCGUGGCCAUGUUCUACACGGUAGGCUUUAUUUCGUGAUAAAAGCCAACGGUGGAGUGUAUUCGUCGCCGAAAAGAGUCGGAGAGACGCGUUUUGUGCAGGCGGAAUAACAAAGCCGGUGUGUGAGGAUUGCAAAUCUGAGCCGUACGAGUCACCGUUAGCUGGCCUAGCCGGACUCAGGAGCUUCGUCUCCCAAAACAAGAAUGGGGUCCGAGUCCACUCGGAUUAGCCUGCUACUAAAGUGACCUUUGCUUAUAUUCCCUGAUGGCUAACUUCACGAAUUACCAGGAGGGUAAGGCGGCUAUGUUGAUGGUAGAGCCUCAGCAGAGGGACGUGGGGACGAGUCCUGCGGCCGCCAACACAAACGGAGACGGCUCAGUCGGGGAACCCCCUUCCCCGUUAAUUAAUAUCGGCGGCGGAGGAAGCGGCUCUCGUUUUCACCAACAUUUGCCGCCCCACAAUCACCUUCACCACCACCAAAACCUCAGCCUCGACUCGCCAAAGGAUCAACAGCAGCACCAUCACUACCAGCUGGCUCCACAGCAGCAUCUUUCCGGGGAAAACACCACCGAGUCCCCGGGCAGAAAAGCCUCCUCCUCCUCUUCCAUCAGCCAGGUACACACAGCCGAGUACCCCGCCGCUAGCGGCAGCGGCCAUGUAUCCGCCGCUGUGACCGUCGCUAACAGCUCGGAAGUCGUGGAUGAUAUUCGAAAGUGCGGCUAUUUGAGAAAGCAGAAACACGGACACAAGCGGUUUUUCGUGCUCCGGGCUGCCAGCCAUCUGGGGCCGAGUCGUCUGGAAUACUACGACAGCGAGAAGAAAUUCAGAAACAGCCUGCGCACCGCUGCUGCCGCGGCCGCCCCGAGCGGAGGAGCGGUGGCCGCUUCGCCUCCGAAGAGGGUUAUUUACCUCUACCAGUGUUUCACGGUGAACAAAAGGGCGGACUCUAAAAACAAACACCUCAUUGCCCUGUACACUAAGGACGAAUAUUUUGCUAUUGUGGCUGAAAACGAGACGGAGCAGGAGGAUUGGUAUGUGGCCAUCAGUGAGUUGAUGAGUGAGGGGAAGAGGGGGCACGUGGACUCUGAUGAUUUAGAUGAUGGCUAUGGUACAGUCAGCCCUGGGACUGUGUUUAAGGAGGUUUGGCAGGUUAAUGUUAAACCUAAAGGACUGGGUCAAACUAAAAACCUCACAGGUGUUUACCGGCUAUGCCUGUCUACUAAAACCAUUCACCUCGUUAAACUGAACUCUGAAACCCCCUGCGUUAACCUCCAGCUGAUGAACAUUAGGCGCUGUGGACACUCUGAGAGCUUCUUCUUCAUAGAGGUGGGCCGCUCCUCCUCCAUCGGGCCUGGGGAAAUAUGGAUGCAGGUGGAUGACUCGGUGGUGGCCCAGAACAUGCACGAGACCAUCCUGGAAACGAUGAAAGCCCUGAAAGCUUUUGCAGAAUUCCGGCCGAGGAGCAAAAGCCAGUCUUCAGGCUCCAACCCCAUGUCGUUCAUCACCACGCGACGCCACCUGGGUAACCUCCCUCCAAGUCAGACCGGGUUGCAGCGGCGGUCGAGGACGGAGUCUGUAGUCGGCACGCCACCCUCUAGUAAAAGUUCCGGUGCGAGCGGCUAUCGCUUCCGCACGUCUAGUGAAGGCGAGGGGACGAUGAAUCGGCCGUUUCGCUCUGCCACGGGAAGCCUGGUCCACCUCAACGCAGCCCGUGUUCCCCAUGGUCGCCAGGACAGCGGUGGGAGUGGCAGCAGCUGGAGUGGUGUUGCAACAGGAAAUGCUGGCACGAGUACUACCAGCAACCGCUACGUCAGAGCUAUCCCCUCCACCUGUCACGCCCGCUCAGCCUCACUUCCUGUCUCCCACUUCCCCUCGACCACCAGCCCAGUCAGCGUUUCCUCCAGCAGCGGCCAUGGUUCUGUUUCUGACACGCUCACCCGCCCAUCAAGCGCCUCUAUAUGUGGCUCCCCAUCCGAUGGAGGCUUUAACUCCUCCGAUGAGUACGGCUCCAGUCCCGGUGACUUCCGGUACUUCCGGGUGAGGAGUAACACGCCGGAUUCUCUGGGCAACACCCCACCAAUCAGAGAGGAGAACUGCCUCAACGAUUACAUGGCCAUGGGUUGGAACCGGGACGUUUUCGGCACCAGUGUGGGCUCUGGAAACAACAGUGGAUGUGAGACACCGCGCGAUGAGAGUACCUCAACGACCGAGGAUGAGCGCUUUUCUUCCUCAUUACUGAGGAGGAGGACGCACUCCUUCUCCAGAGCAGCUGCCGGUGUGACCGGAGCCUCUGGAGUAGCCACUUAUCAGAAAAUGACCCAGACGAACCUCUCGCUGGAUGAGGGGUCAGACUUGGUGCUGCCAUUUGGGAGCGGGCUGCUCCGGGGUGGGCCGUCCUCUUCCUCUUCCUCACUUCGCUCCGACUACAGCUCAUGCUCCGAACACAGUCAGCAGAGCCGUCCCUCAACACUCUCCAGGUCGGAGGCCGGAGCCGAACGCCCCCCUCUUUCUUCCUGCUCUUCUGCCAAGGAAGACAGCGGCUACAUGCCCAUGAUGUGCGGCGUAGCAGCGGCGUCGCCUCGGGACACUCCUCCUGACUACAUGCCUAUGCAACCCUCUUCUUACUCCUACCAGGUCUCCCACUCACCCCAGUUCCACAGCCCAGCUUUAGGCACGCGCUCAGCCCACCAUAACCCACAAUCUUCCACGGACUCUCACGGCUACAUGAUGAUGCUCCCAGGGAGCAGUGGCACCUCUCCUUCUCCUCUCCAGGUCUCUCCCGGUGGACCUGGCGCUGCUGGUGUUGGUGGAAGUAACAGCAUGGCUGAGAAACCUGAAAACGGAGAAUAUAUGGACAUGUCCUACAGCGGCUGUGGUCGCAAGCUCCCAGGUGAAGACAGCACUGUGUAUUACACACCAGGAACUCCCGAGGGGCCCCUGAAGUCUUACAGUCCUUACUUCUCUCUCCCCCGCUCUUAUAAGGCCCCCAAUAGGGAAAGGGAAGAGAGAGAGGAUGGGGAAUAUGUACCCAUGAGUUCCCCUGCCAAACCAGUGUAUUCGUCAGUUGCGACUGCUUCACUGUUGGUGCCAGAAAAAAGAAUAGGAGGGGGCAGCAACACCUCCACUCCCUCCCACCCACCUCCUCCCUAUGGAGCUCACCAUACAACUGCUGCAAUGGCUGACCGACGGGUCAUGAGGCCUACCCGCCUUCCUUUAGGCAGGAGGAGUUUCCAUGGCCCGCUGCGGGUCGGCGAGCCCGCCACAGAGACCUCGUGUGCUACAAGGUCUGUCCCAGUCACCAGCGUCCCACGCGAAGGGCCCUCAAGUCCCGGAGAGUAUAUCAAUAUUGAGUUCGGAGAACACUUCCCUCACCAACAGCAGCCCCCUCCCUAUCCCUUGUCCACUCAAGAUGAAGCCCCCUCCCUGGUAUCCAGCGACGCUCUCUGCUCUCCUCCCCAAGACUACAUGAGUGUGGAGGUUGGGUCGGACCAGCAUGAUGCCACUGGGUGUCUGGGUAAGAACCAGUCGCCCAGGCCCAGCCUCGUUGCUCCUUGGAACCCGCCCAGCUACAUCCGACCUCUGGUUAACAGCUCUGGGGUCUCCGGUUCAGGCGGUCACUGGAGGUCGGUAGGAGACGAUUACACGGACAUGUCAUUCAACCUCAGCAGAGGUGAGAGGACUCAAAGCCCCACAGCGAUGCUGCAGCAUCUUUGCGUCAUAGAGGGACGCUAUGGUCACCCUGCCUCCACCACCUCCUCGUCCACCAUUUCCCCACCUCACCCUUCUUCGACCCAACAGCUGGAGCCCAAGGUGGUGCGAGCGGACCCCCAAGGCAGGAGGAGACACAGUUCAGAGACGUUCUCCUCCAGCUCAUCCUCUAAUUCAACUCCUUCGUCUUCAGCCACCCAUCCGUCUCUGUCCAACCCUUCAGCCCCGAACGCCAAUGGAUCCUACCAAACGGAGGGACAGACCUCUAGGUGGGCCAGCUCGGCAUCUUUCGACAGCGUGUGGAUGUCCUUGGAGGGCGCAGGAGACUCGCCAGCUCACCAGGCCCAGGUGAGAAACGCAGAAACCGACACCAUGUCCGGGAACAUCCCAGCGUCCGCCUCCUCGGGGGUUGGCACCAGCAGAAUGUGCAGGAACACGUCCGUCGGCUACCAGAACGGCCUCAACUACAUCGCCUUGGAGCUGAGGGAAGACGGGAGCAACGCAGGAGCGCCAGGGGCCAGUAGCAGCGGCGGCGGGAAUGCAUCAGUGGCGCCACCAGGAAUGGUACCUCUGCCAGAGAAUGGAGCCUACGCCAGCAUAGACUUCACCAAAUCAGAUGGAGUCACCACAGCAACCAAGGACUGAGCGGCAGAGGUCCACCAUGUUGCCUCCUCCUUCUCUUCCUCAUGCUCCUCGUCAUCUCUUAUCUCGGGGCACUUGACUCUGCCUUUGACCUUUAGCCCCUCCCCACACCCCGCCCCUUCCUCCAACAGUGACCUUCGACCUUCAGUCACACUGAGAAGCUGCUUUCAUCUGGUCACAGACAACAUUUUCAACAUGACAAACCAGAAAAAACGCUUGCGGGUUGUUCCUUUUUUAAUUAUUAUGAUUAUUAUUUUUUAAGUUUUUCAUUGUUAAUGUUUUUAUGUUUUAUAUGCAUAUCCUGUCCUGUUAAUCGUCCCCUUAAAUGAGUGAUGCUGCCAGUGUUUGCUGCUCUUCCCACCCACCCCCUCCUGUUAGUUCAACACUGCUAUCCAGCACGCAGCGGUCAGUGAACUUUAACCGAGGGGUGUACAACACAAACAGGCAGUUUUUUUUUGUUGUUUUUUUUAAUCAUUUCUCUUUAUGCGGUAUUAUUAUUAUUUUUUUAAAAAGGGAAAUUUAGAGUUAAAAGCGCCGGCAUUAUGGUACGAACUUGGAAGCUUGAAAUAUUCUGUCAUCAUUUACCAUAAAUCUUUUGUACCCUAUUGAUAAUCCAGCCUCAAUUUUAUUUAAUUUAACGUUAAUUUUCUUUUUCUUUUUUUUUUUUUUGUAGAAGACCUUUAUAGAUAUAUACACAUAUAUAUUUUUUAACAUUUCUUCAGUUUGUUUAGUACAAAGCUUGUGGCUGGGUCCAUUUUAGCUUCACACACACACACACACGGAGAGCACGCUAGUUCCCAGGUACAACACGGCUCCCAAAUCUGCUGCAAUACUGCACCAGUAUCUGUGUAUUACUACAGAAAGAAAACGUACAGCGUUACAGUAUUUAUUUUACUGACUGCACAUCUAUUUAUUUGGUACAACAGGUACAGAUGUCCCGGUACAUUUCAUAGUUUGCUUCCUAGACUGAAGGUACUCAGCAGAGAGGGAAGAUAUUGCGGAAGAAUCCACGCCAGCAGCUAAUUUUCUCAUACAUUUUAGAGGAUUGAGACCACCCAACAACAUUUCUUGUGUAAAAAUUAGGUUGUGUACUUUGUGGAGUAUUAAAACCACAGCCAAAUAGAUUGCAACAAAGAAUUUGAGCAGUAUGUCCACCAUGGAGUUUAAUAUUAAAAUUCCAGAUUCAGAACAUAUAUAUAUAUAUUUUUUUUUUUCAUAAAUGUUUUAUACUUUCAUUAUAAAUUAGCAUGGUGGUCAAUUUUACUGAAGCUGAUGGUAUAUUGAAUGAGUAUUCUAUAAGGAAAUUGAAGUUGGAGACUGUGUGCCACCAAAAAUCUUCCUGUGUGAAACAUAUUCUUGGAUUGAAACAUGCCAGAGUAACUACAACAUAUAAAAAGUAAAGGUUGACUCUGGUUGAUCCACUCCAACUCAUUAAUAUUACUUCCAGUCAAUGUUUAUUUAUUUUUUUUAAUUUUAAGAUUACUUUAGACCCAAAUCUGCCAGGGGGUAUUAAUGAUAUCUAAACUAACAUUAUUUUCUGCUCCAUUUCCAACUCUUGUCUGCAUAUAAACUGACUUUUGUCGCCACUAAAAACUAAACAUUUUUUGAAAAAAAACCCCCAAAACCUUUCAGAGUGGAAAUUGUUAAAAAUCCGCUUGGAAAUGGAGACGACUGAAAACAUCAGGACAGUUCCACUUUGGCUUCCUUUGCUGGAAACCUCAACAGUUCAGCAGUUUCGAAGCGUCUCACUUUGUAAACUUAAAAAUAUAAACGAUGGAGUGGAAACAAAAGGGGAACAAGUGUCACUGAAAACAGAAGCUUAAAUUGUUUUUGAGAGGACUUGAAUUUAAAUUUGUUUAAAACAAAGGAAGUGUAGCGUAGCUUGACAGGUUUUAAGAACCAUUACAUUUUCCAAUCUAGAGCAUCAGUGUGAAAACAAAAAAAUUGACCUAUUUGCUUGGGGAAAAAUAAAUAUUUUUCAGAAUUUGCUGGUGGAUACGUAUCAUUUCCCCUCUCUGCUGCUUGUUGGUUUGUUUCAGUUUUCUGCACAAAGCACUGUUUGUUUAUACUGAAGUAGAAACACAUUUGUGGCUCCUUUUUUUUUGUGUUGCUUUCACUUUUACCUCACGUGCGGUCCUUACAGUUCAUGCGAGAGCGUGGUGAACGGCAGGUACAGGCGCCAAACGCGACAUGAAUGACGCGCCGCGCUCUGACGAAGGCGACUCCUUCUCACAGGCUCUUGAUUUCGGUCAGUCAGGAUUUUUCACACGCAGGUGUUCGUCAGAGGCGGGAAAUGACGUCAGAAGACGGUUCCAGUAACCCGAGCGGUCGACCCAGGUGCAGCAGGCGGGGACACACCGGACACCGCCUCCUUUCUCAUGCCGUCACUACGCCUGUUUCUUUACCGUUUCUGCCCGUGCUUUCUGUCUUUUAGAGACGCUUGAUGUUCACUUGGUUUGUAUUUAAUAGUUUUAUUUGCCUCCGUUUUUUGUUUUUUUUAAGUUUUAAAUUUUGCACGGCCAGAUCACGGCCUUUCACUGACACGGCAUCGUCAGCAGGAUGGGUACCGUAUCAAAACGAGGGGCUAAACCUCAUCCCGACUGAACUGCCUCCUCCUUUUUUGAGUUCCAGUGUUAACAAAAUUUAGGACACGGGUUAAGAGGGAAAUUUGUCAUGUUGAGAAGGUUACAGAUUUUUUUUCCCCCCCAUGUAUUUGGAGGUAAAAGGGAUAUAAAGACUGUAGAAUAACCUCCACAAAAUGCUGUUUUUAAGCCUGUGACGUGUCUUACAUGUAUAUUACCGAACAAUUCGAGGUGGUUUUGUUUCAUUCGCCCUCCUUUUACCGCCUUUGAUCCAACAAAGAUUUAAUCCCGCAGUGGCCAGGGAUAAACGAAAUGGUUUUUCUUUUCUUUUUUCUAUUUUGUUUUGUUUGCAAAAUUUUUUUUUUGUUUUUUUUUGUGUACUUACUAUGCUACAGCGACGUGUUACGCUUGGGUUUUAAUGCUAUGGCAGGAAAAAAAAAAUACUGGUAGUGUUAGUUUUGUGGGGAUUUGUGGACUAAUCCCUCUUAAUUUAUUCAGAAAUGUCCAUGUUGGAUUGCCUUCAUGUUCAAAAUCUACACCCCGUCGUUUCAAAAUUUCUCACCUCUUUUGAUUUACAGAAAAGUUUGGGUUCAUGUUUUGUUUUUGUUUUUUUGGCAACAAUGCAACCUCAGAUGUGUCCUCGAUGUUUUUAAAUGGGUACGAAAAUGAGGAGACUCGUAUAUCCUUGCAGAAAUGACAUAAGGUAAUGCAUUAUCAAUAUUAUUAUUAUUAUUAUGCAAACUUUAGUUUUGAUUUUUGUCAAAUCUUUUGAUUUCUUUCAUAUUUCUAGUUUACAGAAAGCAAAAAAAAAUCUUAUUUUUUUGAGAAAGCAGAACAAUAAAAUGUUUUUUUUUUUAAUUACGUAGGCAUUUUGCAGUUAUUUGUAUUAAAAACAACCUGCCUAAUUAUUUUUUUUUUGUAACUAUAAUCCAGUUUAUUUGCUGCUGUGUAGUACAGUUACUAGUCGGAGGUAAACAUGAGGAUCAAGAUUAUUAUUAUGAUUUUGUUUUUUGGUUGUUUCUCUUCCUCACCCACCUCUGAAUGCGUUUGAUUUUUGGAAUGAGGUUUGGUGGAAGCCGAGGAGAAGAAGCGACUCCCGCUCUGCCCUGCUGCUUGUGCUCUUAUUUUUCCGAGUUGAAUGCUGUUGUUUGUUAGCUUUACGGGAAAGAAAGAGGAGGUGUGUAUCCUUCGUAUGUGCAUUACUUUUCACGUCCCGUGUAAGAGGAAAAAAAAAAAGAUCUGGAUCUGUGUUGGAAAUGGAAAUCCUCCUUGUGUAAAUAAAGAAAGUUGUUGCUUUUUUUUUUUUCAUGUUUUGAUCGGCACCUCAGCAGGUGGCCCAUCCCAUGUUUUAUUUUUUAUUCCUUUUUGUUUUUUCCCCCCCGUCUGUCUUUCUCCCUUUUUGUUUCCUCGUGGAGGGAAAAGGGGGCACGAGGGGGACUCGAACGCGAUUUGAGCAUCGGCAUAGUGUUUAUAUUUAUCAAAAGUUUUUUGCUUUCGAUAGAGCUAUUGCAAUAAAAAUGUGUUCAUGUAAGA